Messenger RNA from Eufriesea mexicana, 942 nucleotides. Its product is annotated as inositol monophosphatase 2. Gene Ontology annotation, molecular function: inositol monophosphate 1-phosphatase activity. The record is from RefSeq and is a predicted model, not a curated record. Gene Ontology annotation, biological process: phosphatidylinositol phosphate biosynthetic process; signal transduction; inositol metabolic process. The coding region runs from base 1 to 942 and encodes 313 amino acids. The transcript is spliced from 6 exons. NCBI's taxonomy places the organism in Eukaryota, Metazoa, Arthropoda, Insecta, Hymenoptera, Apidae.
AUGUUAGAGAUAAGAGGAUCCCGCCACGCGGUCCGCGCGUUCAAUCGAUCAGUCGCUCUGUCGAAAGCCUCAGCAUCGGUGAUCAUGUCAAGCGAGCUGGAUAUCAGAAAUUACUUUGAGUUUGCCAAGGAACUAGCCUUGAAGGCAGGCGAGAUAUUUAAAUGUGGUUUCGAAGGACAAAAGAUCGUAGAGUCCAAGGAACACAUAUGGGACCUCGUAACAGAUUAUGACAAAAAGAUUGAAGAUGCACUAAUCCAAAAUCUAAAAACGAAAUUUCCAGAUCACGAAUUCAUCGGUGAGGAAACCACGGCUACUGAUAAAAAGAAACCAGAGUUGACGGACAAGCCAACGUGGAUCAUAGAUCCCAUAGAUGGAACUUUGAACUAUAUACAUUCACACCCAUACACUUGCAUUUCCAUUGCUCUGGCAAUUUGCAAGGAACUUGUGAUAGGAAUUAUUUAUAACCCGCUUACUUCAGAAUUGUAUACUGCGAUGAAAGGACAAGGAGCUUUCUUGAACGACAAGCCUAUUAAGACUUCCAACGCUACUGAGUUGAAGAAUUCCUUGAUAGAGUUGGAAGUAUUCUCGCUUCAAGUUACUAAUACAAAAAAUCGGGAUAUCCGAUGGGGUAGAUUGGAAGCUUUUAUUGAAAAUACGCAAGCAAUUAGGUAUUCAGGAUCGGCUGCAUUGGCCUUAGCAUUCGUAGCAAGAGGUGCAUUGGACUGUCUGUACAUGGACAGACUUCAGCCUUGGGAUGUUGCAGCGGGUGUGUUAAUUAUUCGCGAAGCAGGCGGUUCAGUAGUUGACACCAAAGAAGAGGAAUAUGACGUUAUGAAGCCCAGUACAAUUGCCGCAGCAAAUGAGAAAUUAGCAAAGGAUAUAAAGCAAUUUAUUAUUAAUACCGAUUUGAAAGUAUUACGGAAGAGAUUGACCAGGACUUGA